UCCCUGCGCGCGCGCACUCCGUCUCGCCCGCCGCGACGGGAGCGGAUGGCGACGGCGAGCGCCCUCUCCGCGCCCCUGCAGCUCCUCUCCUCGCGGCGGGCACUGGUCAAGGGCCUCUCGCCUCGGAGAGCAGCAGCGGGAGCACUGUCAGGUUCACUUAUUGUGAAAAGAGAUUUUUUACACAACGGGAGAAGUCACCACCAAUUUUUACCAUUGAAACAAAGAGGAAAGUUGCAAGCAGCAGUACUACCUGUUACUCCACCACUGCUUGAUGACGAGGGGAAAAGGAAGCAAAUGUCUGAAGAGUAUGGGUUCAAACAAAUUGGAGAACAGCUACCAGACAAUGUUACUCUUAAAGAUGUCAUGGAUACUUUGCCCAAAGAGGUAUUUGAAAUCAACGAUGUAAAAGCCUGGGGAUCGGUUUUAAUAUCAGUUACUUCAUAUGCUUUCGGUCUUUUCUUGAUUUCAAAAGCUCCAUGGUAUCUACUUCCCCUGGCUUGGGCAUGGGCUGGUACAGCAGUGACUGGGUUUUUUGUUAUAGGCCAUGAUUGUGCGCACAAAUCUUUUUCGAGGAAUAAGCUAGUGGAGGAUAUCGUUGGAACUCUAGCUUUCUUGCCAUUAAUUUACCCUUAUGAACCUUGGAGAUUUAAGCAUGACAGACAUCACGCCAAGACAAAUAUGUUAGUAGAAGAUACUGCAUGGCAACCUGUUUGGCAAAAGGAAAUCGAAUCGUCUUCUUUCCUAAGGAAGGCAAUUAUAUUUGGUUACGGUCCUAUCAGGCCGUGGAUGUCUAUUGCUCACUGGUUGAUGUGGCACUUCGAUUUAAAAAAAUUCAGAUCAAAUGAACUCCCUAGGGUGAAGAUUAGUUUGGCUUGUGUGUUUGCAUUCAUGGCAAUUGGAUGGCCCCUAAUCAUUCUCCAAACAGGGAUAGCUGGAUGGUUCAAGUUCUGGUUCAUGCCAUGGAUGGUUUAUCACUUUUGGAUGAGCACCUUUACGAUGGUACAUCACACUGCUCCUCAUAUACCAUUCAAAUCAUCAGAAGAGUGGAAUGCUGCACAGGCGCAAUUAAAUGGCACAGUUCAUUGUAGCUAUCCUCGAUGGAUAGAGAUCCUUUGCCAUGACAUAAAUGUACAUGUCCCACACCAUAUUUCUCCGAGAAUUCCAAGUUAUAACCUUCGUGCUGCCCACGACUCCAUUAAAAAGAACUGGGGCAAGUAUAUGAAUGAUGCCGACUGGAAUUGGCGGUUGAUGAAGACAAUAUUGACUGCAUGCCAUGUUUACGACAAAGAGAGAUAUUAUGUUUCUUUCGAUGAGGUCAUACCCGAGGAAUCUCAACCAAUCAGAUUCCUUAAGAAGUUCAUGCCUGAUCAUGCUUAAUGCAAUUGCUACUGUUGACUAGUUAAGAGUAUUAUCAACAUAGAGAACAAUGACAACUAUACACACCAGAGAAACGCUCACCACAGAUGGCUCGGAAAACCCAUCGCAUACGGCUUUUCUUGAUCUCUCUUCUCCAUAGUCUGUGAUUUCUCUUGACGGAUCUAGAACCGUCUGCGAUAGUUCUGUUUGCAUAUAUGGGUUUUGUUGUUAGUCAUCAGGGAUAAUCCUUAUUGCAUACAGCUUUUAUAGAAAACCGUCUAGGACCUUGUCAUCCUAGACAGUCUCUUUGUUGAAA
Lolium rigidum is the source of this 1672-nucleotide messenger RNA. Its product is annotated as omega-6 fatty acid desaturase, chloroplastic-like. Gene Ontology annotation, biological process: lipid metabolic process. Gene Ontology annotation, molecular function: oxidoreductase activity. The record is from RefSeq and is a predicted model, not a curated record. The coding region runs from base 46 to 1377 and encodes 443 amino acids. Lineage: Eukaryota; Viridiplantae; Streptophyta; Magnoliopsida; Poales; Poaceae. The transcript is spliced from 10 exons.